GUCCCAAAAUUAUUCCAAGCAUCAGUACAACCAAUGAGAAAUUCCAGGCUUUGUCUUUCAUUUUAAUUGCUUGAUGAUUUCAGACAGAUCAUGAUUAUAAAUCGACAGAGAACAAGAGAACAAGAAUGACUUGCUCAUCAUAAAGAACUCCAAUGAUUUCAGGACAGCUGAUAAUCUGCAGUUCCCUCUGUGUCCAGCAGGAGUCAGUGUGAAGGUGAACGUUGUUUGUGAUCCUCCAAGUUAGUGAGAGAAGAAGAAGUCGUGGCGGAUGUGUUGCUUUGUUUCUUUCAUCUCCUGCAGCAACAAUGAGUUCAGUUCAGGCUUUGAGAGAGUUUAUCAACCAGCGACUAACUGCUGCUGCUUGAGAAAUAUUCACCGUGUUUCAACAAACUAUCGUCCAAUUGGAGGAGGAGAUUUAUCGACAGAGAAGACGUCUGGAAAUCAAGUGGAAAUCUCAAGUCAGGUUCCAGAGAACAGAGAGUCAUACUGCAUACUGCACAUCCGUGCAUUUCAUGUCAGCGCCCUGUGAAACCACGCCAUUAAGCAUUAUGCUGAGGAGCCUGCAACAUAUGGCAACACCGCACCUGUCAGACCGGAGUCACCCGUGAUACAUACAGGAGUGCAGUAAGUCAAGAGCAAGACACAGACUGGCACUGCUACCGGUGCAGUCCUGAAAGGGGUGCUUAUCAACCUGCAGCUGAGAGCACCAGAAUGACCAGCAACGCCAGCAGCACAUGUGAUCUUGUGGCUCCACACUCGCCUGUGCAGCAAGUGCUACCCGGAAUGCACUCUCCAUCUUUAACUGAUGGCGGCCAUGGGAAUGCAACUGACCACAGUGAAGAGAUUGUGGAAGAAGGCAGCAAUGUGGAACCAAUGCAAAGCUUUCAAGUCUCAGCCAUUAUUGAGGAGUCAUCCAUCAGGGAUCCUGAGGUCCCAGCAGUACUGGAGGACAGAGAAGAAGUGGAAGAAGUGGAGUACUGCAUAAUAGACAGCUCCAGUCAAAGGGGAAAAAGAAAACUGGUGGACAACCGUGGCUACCAGUACACCGUCAAGCGUGCUCGGGGCACAGCGACUGACUGGCGUUGCUGCGUCAGGAACAAGACUGUGGUAUGUAGAGCCACUGUAGUGCAACGGGGAGACACUUUUGCUGAAGGCCCACAUGCACACGUGCAUGGAGCUGUGCCUGGACUCAAGACUGCAGCACAAGUGAGAGCUAAUGUGAGGCAGAAGGCUGUGCAGGAUAUAUUCAGGCCAGCCGGUGCUGUAGUGAAGGAAGUUCUGUUGGAAGAACUGAAUAAUGGCCCGUGCCCUACCAUGCUAACGCCAGUCAACUUGGCACGCAUGGCUAACAGGCAGAGGCAGAGGCAGAAGAUGCGCCCUCUGAAACCCGAGGACCUGUCUUUCGAGAUUGACUAUGGGCAUGUUCCAGAGGGUUUCUUGAGGGAGGACGUCACAGUGGCAGGAAGGAGAGAACUAAUCCUUGCCACUGAUGCUGUGCUGGAAGAACUGAAUGAUGGCCCGUGCCCUACCCUGCCGAAGCCAGUCAACUUUGCACGCAUGGCUAACGGGCAGAUGCAGAAAAUGCGCCCUCCGGAACCCAAGGACCUGACUUUAAAGAUUGAAUAUGGGCAUGUUCCAGAGGGUUUCUUGAGGGAGGACGUCACAGUGGCAGGAAGGAGAGAACUAAUCCUUGCCACUGAUGCUGUGCUGGAAGAACUGAAUGAUGGCCGGUGUCCUACCCUGCCGAAGCCAGUCAACUUGGCAGGCAUGGCUAACGGGCAGAUGCAGAAAAUGUGCCCUCCGGAACCCAAGGACCUGACUUUCGAGAUUGACUAUGGGCAUGUUCCAGAGGGUUUCAUGAGGGAGGACGUCACAGUGGAAGGAAGGAGACAUCUAAUCCUUGCCACUGAUGCUAUGCUGGAGCUUCUUGUUGCAGCUAAGAGGUGGUAUGUGGACACGACUUUCAAGGUGGUGAAAGCUCCGUUCACACAACUGUGGAGCAUUCAUGCUUUUGCAAAGCAGGAUGGUGACACGAACCAAGUGCCAUUGGUGUUCUGCCUUAUGUCAGGUAAACACAAAAAAGACUACUGUGCUGUGUUGUGUGCUGUGCUGAACUGCCUACCAGGACAACCUGCAGUCCAAGAGAUGGUCCUGGACUUUGAGAUGUCCGUGUGGAGAGCGAUGGCCAUUGUGCUUCCCACAGUAAAGCUGAUGGGCUGCACUUUCCACUGGACCCAGUCCAUAUGGCGCAAGGUGCAGGAGCUUGGCCUGCAGCAACAAUAUCUGCUGAGUGAAUCUGUCUACACGUUUUGUCGCCGACUGAUGGCCCUUCCCUUCCUGCCACAGGAACACAUCCCAGCCGCAUUUGCCAAGCUGGAGGAAAAAGCCAGAAGAAAUGUUGCCCUUGUGGAACUUACGGCCUAUGUAAGUGACACCUGGAUUAAUAAUGACGUCUGGGCACCAUCCGCAUGGAGCGUGUUUAUGCAGAGCAUUCGAACCAACGACGACGUUGAAGGAUGGCACCAUCGCCUGAAUUUCCGAGCUCGGAGAGGCCAAGUCCCAUUUUACCUCCUAGUGACCCUUCUCCACCAGGAGGCACGCUUGGUGGCCAAUGAAGUUCGGCUGGUGUCAGAAAGAAAACUAAAGCGACACCAAAUGAAGAAGUGCCGUCAGGUGCAGGCGCUUGUCUUCCCUAUGUGGGAAGAUUACCUGGCUGGAAACAUCUCGCCGACACAACUUCUCAGGGCCUGUGCACACAUCUACAGCCCAACUGUAUAAGUGGUUGUGAGGAUCCGUGGGCUGAAAUGUAAACAGAGGGAAAUUUAAAUGAACAGAAAGUGGACAUGAUGCUGUCAAAACUAUGGGUACCAUGUCAAGUCUUGAACAAUAACUUUGAAGUCUUGAACAGUAACUUUGUUACAUGUGUUUGGGUGAAAU
Messenger RNA from Salarias fasciatus (jewelled blenny), 2937 nucleotides. RefSeq lists its product as uncharacterized. NCBI's taxonomy places the organism in Eukaryota, Metazoa, Chordata, Actinopteri, Blenniiformes, Blenniidae. The record is from RefSeq and is a predicted model, not a curated record. Bases 712 to 2778 code for a protein of 688 amino acids. The transcript is spliced from 2 exons.